CGUCCGCACAAUUUGUAGGGAUGAAGUGGCAGGGUUUUAUUAACUUUUGAUAAUCUCCCUCUAUAGUAGCUGUGCUUCCUCACUCUAUUUCCUAACUUUCUUCCGCACUUGGAGUAUCGCAGCGAAAUCACCCGAUAAAGGCCAUCGAAAGAGAAAGAAAGCAAACGAAAAAAAGAAAGAGAAUAUGGAGCAGUAUGAUCCGUACCCGCCUCAAGGAGAUGCAAAUGAAAGGGCGCCCUCCCCAAUGCGAGUUGAAAGAGUUAUUAGUGGUGCAGGAUCAGUUGCUUCAAACGCUUCGACUGGCUCUCGACUACGUGAACGAAUUCGCAGGGAUAUGGAAUGGGGGUCAAAGCUACACUGGUUCCUUCCGAGUGCGAUGAUAGGAUUAUUCAUCUUGGGACUGUUGGGAGCAUUGCUGCAUCACUGGUUCUAUGUUUCGUUGCACGGAAAAGGUGCGAAGGAUCAAUUGAUAAUGGUCCGGUUUGGGACAGCGUUUGCGUUUUUCACGAAGGCUGCGUUGGUCGGGAGCAUCGUUUUGGCAUAUAGGCAACGGAUUUGGUACACGCUAAGAACCAAACCUAUUACAGUAAAGGGGAUCGAUAAUUUAUUUGCGUUGACGGAGGAUCCCACAGGCUUCUAUUCCAAGGAUGGUGCAACCAGAGCGAAAGUUGCAACACUCAUGGCACUGGCGACGUGGGUUAUACCCCUCGCCGCUGUCUUGUCCCCUGGUGCGCUCACGGCGCAACUAUCUCGUGUGGAAUCUACUGCUGAUUGCACUGUACCGGCUGUCAACACCUCGGCGCAAAAUGAUGCCGUUCAGGAUCAACCCAAAUACGGGGUUUUAGGGUACGAUCUAGUGUACUUCAAUAACUCCGACCCCCCAGGUCAUGACCAAUACUUCGGUGGUACCGGCUACCUAUUUACCGAAGCAACUAAUUUUGCAUUCACUUUGAAAAAACCUCGUGAUAUCUCCUCUCCUUGCAAAGGGUAUAAUUGUACUUGGAACGCCGUUUUCGACGCGCCAUGGUAUGAAUGCCAUGAGAAAAGCGUCAGCGAGGCGAGGAAUGCUUUUGACACGAUGGACUGGGUCGACAUAGAAAGCCGACACUGGGCGCCCCGGAGCCAAGUAACAUUAGUCGCCGUGUGGGACGGAGAGGAGUAUGCUUCACAGCAACCACUAUGGAACGGCUCGGACAAUAUGCAGGGCUAUUUCACGGGGGAACCGACCAUAAGAGUCGGGUACGUGGUCGACACCGGGAUCCCCGUGGUGGAAGGGUCUGUGGACUCAGACAGCGGCCUCUGGAAAACCGUCUUGGAACCUCACUGGUUAAGUUGCGAUCUGUUCAAGGCGUCCUGGAAUGUAACCUUCAACUUCACCGGGACUCCAUCCGCUAGAGUCAAAACUUCGAAUAGAAGGCGCUUAUUCGAACCACCAAAAAUGGGCCCUACACAUCCAAACUAUCGCGAGAAUGCAUUGUACUAUUCUUUCGGAAAGCUCGUCCGGGAAAAACUGAGGGGGGGCUUAGGUGUUAGGAACGGGACCUCAGACACAAGGCGAAUCUCGAGCUACAACCCUCUGGUCAACGUGACCACGCGUAUGGCAAUAAACGAUGUCAAAGGCGGAGUCGAAAAGCUAGUCAUAGACCUGGGUUUAACCCUCCUCACCUUUCCAUACCUCGAUAUCGCCGUGAAUACAUCUGUCGGAUGCACGAAAUGGCGCUAUGAGAACCGCUUCCAUUAUUCUCCUCAGGGCCUCUGGAUCGGGUACACUCUUAGUGUCAUUGCAACUCUGGCAUCUGUGCUCGUCGGUAUGCACUCUAUUUACGUUAACGGGAUUACUUCCGAUACCCUGUUUUCGAAGAUUCUUGUGACAACAAGGAAUCCGACGCUGGAUAAGCUUGUUAGAGAACACGAAGGGGUCUGUCUCGGAGGUGGCCCAUUCCCGGAGAAGUUGGAGAAUACGAGGUUGUUGUUUGGAAUUAUUGAUAACGGGUCGCAUACGGCUUUUGGAAUUGUUGAUGAGACGACAGUCAUGCUUGAUCCCGUGGGGUAUAGGGGCUUGAUUAAUCCUAGGUGGGGGCAUUCUACGGGCCCAUAGGGUUGGAGGGUAUAGGGGGUAGGGGGUUGUACUAUAUAGGAUUGCGUAUGAUGGAUGGGCGUGAGACUAGUUAUAGAGGGGAGGGCAUUGUGUUUUGAUCUUUCCUUCCUUCUUCCUUUGAUUUCCCCUCUAUUUUUAUCCGAUUUUCUUU
Messenger RNA from Tuber melanosporum (Perigord truffle), 2249 nucleotides. RefSeq lists its product as uncharacterized. Bases 185 to 2098 code for a protein of 637 amino acids. The transcript has 4 exons. Lineage: Eukaryota; Fungi; Ascomycota; Pezizomycetes; Pezizales; Tuberaceae. The record is from RefSeq and is a predicted model, not a curated record.